GCAGCCAGCCUGUCCACAAAAGCUGGUCUUUAAAGCAGCCCAGUCAGGACACACAGGACACCGCUCGGUGGGCUCUAAGUCAUUUGUCCCAGGACGUGCUGUGUUAGCCGCUGCUGCCGCUCUCUGAGCCAUUUUACAUUCAGCAGCUCAGCAGCUGCCGCGCCGCUGCGCGCGCCGCUGGGAGAAUUGUGGGCCGGGCGCGUGAAAGAGAAAAUGAAAGCCAGCCAGCUCGCGCCACAGCGAUGAAGCUGAAAUGCAGGUUGGACUGACUGCAAGUUCUGACAAGACAUCAAGCCAAGAAUGUGAAAGGAGCUGUCACUGCAAAUACGACUACCAUUCACCAAACAAAUCAGCAGUAUUCCACUCAACAGUCAUGUCAUCUUCCAGUGUUGUUUAUUUACUUUUGACCUUAAUCUCACUGACGUUGCCCAGUACAUGCCUGCCCUCUGAAAGCAGCAGCACUGCCACUGAAAACACCCAUGUGGCGACCAACGGCCUCCCUUUCCCUUGGAGCAAAUUGCGCCUUCCAAAUUACAUCAUUCCCGUUCAUUACCAUCUGUUAAUCCAUCCCAACCUCACCACCCUGAGGUUCAAUGGCUCUGUCAAAAUUGAGAUCGAUGUGAAGAACAACACCAACUGGGUGGUUCUUCACAGCAAGAACCUUGAGAUCACUGCGGCGACUGUUCUGGAUGAGAGCGAGGCCAACCUGUUUGACAAAGCACUGCCUGUUCUGGAUUAUCCUCCCCACGAACAGAUAGCCAUUUUCUCCCCAACGAUUCUGACCUCUGGAGAAAAGUACUUUCUGUACUUGGAAUUUAGUGCAUCGUUGAACGAUGGUUUCUUUGGCUUUUAUAAGAGCUCAUACAAGACGACAGAAGGACAAACCAGGGUUUUGGCUUCCACUCACUUUGAACCUACCUCUGCACGAAUGGCUUUUCCUUGUUUUGAUGAACCCAACUUCAAAGCCAACUACUCUGUCCGGAUCAGAAGGGGACCAUCACACAUCGCUCUGUCCAAUAUGCCAAUCGAGCACACGGUGGAGUUAGACAACGGUCUGUUUGAGGAUCGGUUUGAAGCGAGUGUGCAGAUGAGCACGUAUCUCGUAGCCUUUAUCGUCUGUGACUUUAAGUCCGUCAGCAAGAGAACCGUGACAGGAAUUGAUGUUUCAAUUUAUGCUGUUCCACACAAGUGGCACCAAACCCACUAUGCUCUUGAAGCUGCAGUAAAACUGCUGGAGUUCUAUGAGACGUACUUCAACAUCUACUAUCCUUUGCCAAAACUAGAUUUGAUAGCCAUUCCAGAUUUCCAGUCUGGAGCUAUGGAGAACUGGGGCCUGACCACCUACAGAGAGACGUCUCUGCUCUAUGACCCUGACGUCUCAUCCACCUCAGACAAGCUGUGGGUCACCAUGGUGAUUGGACAUGAGCUGGCCCAUCAGUGGUUUGGAAACCUGGUAACUAUGGAGUGGUGGAAUGAUAUAUGGCUUAAUGAGGGCUUUGCACGAUAUAUGGAGUUUGUGUCUGUUGAAGCUACAUACCCACAACUAAAAGUGGAGGACUAUUUAUUGGACACCUGCUUCGCAGCUAUUGGGCGGGAUUCCCUCAACUCCUCCAGGGCGAUCUCCUGUUCUGUAGAAAACCCAACACAAAUAAAGGAGAUGUUUGACACAGUGUCUUAUGACAAGGGGGCUUGCAUUCUGCACAUGCUGAGGCAUUUCCUGACAGAUGAUGUAUUCCAAAGUGGCAUAGUCAGGUACCUGAGGAAAUUCAAAUACAGGAAUGCCAAAAAUGAAGAUCUAUGGGACAGCCUGGUCAAUACAUGCUCUGAAGAGGAUUUUACAUCAGGACAAUACUGCUAUAGUGACACACAGGCCACCAAAAAUGCUUAUCGGUUUGUUGGGGAGCAUAUAGACCUGAAGAAGAUGAUGUGCACAUGGACUCUACAGAAGGGCAUCCCUCUGGUCACAGUGAAGCGCCAGGGAACCAAGCUUUACAUUGAACAAGAGCGUUUCCUAAAGACAGUCCAGCCAAGUGACCCAUUGUGGCAGUCAAUGCAAACUGGAUACCUGUGGCACAUUCCGUUAACCUACAAAACCAGCCACUCCAACAACGAGAUGAGGCAUAUACUACAGAUAAAGUCAGAUGUUCUGGUGCUGGAUGAAGACGUGGACUGGGUGAAGUUUAAUACAGACAUGAAUGGAUACUACAUUAUUCAUUAUGAUGCUGAGGGGUGGAAUGUCCUGAUUGAGCUCCUGAAAGUAAACCACAGUGCUGUGAGCUUCAAGGACAGAGCCAACCUUAUUCACAAUGCCUUCCAGCUAGUCACGGCAGGGCGACUGACCCUGGACCAGGCUUUGGAUCUGAUCACCUACUUGAAGUCUGAGACCCACAAUGUUCCUCUCUUACAAGGCCUUGGAUAUUUAGAAUCAUUUUACAAGAUGAUAGAGAAGAGAAACAUAGCUGACAUCACACAAAAUCUCAAGACCUACAUCCUGCAAUAUUUCAGGGACGUGAUAGACAAGCAGACGUGGAGUAAUGAGGGCACAGUCUCAGACAGAAGGCUACGCUCUGAACUUCUGUCACUGGCAUGUGAUCUUGGUUACACUCCCUGUCUGGAAAAGGCCAAACAUUUCUACCAAACAUGGGUGACGUCUAAUGGCACCAUCAGUUUACCGAGUGAUGUAACUGAGACCAUCUACAUGGUUGGAGCCCAGGAUGAAAAUGGUUGGCAAUACCUGUUGGAGAAGUAUGGAGUGUCCAUGUCUGAGGCAGAGAAAUGCAAAUUUCUCGCAGCCUUAGCAAGCAGCAAGGAUUCCAGUAAACUACUAAGACUGUUGGAGCUUGGAAUGGAGGGAUCAGUGAUAAGAACACAGGACCUGUCUACACUAAUUUACACUGUGGCCAGAAAUCCGGCAGGCCAUUUCCUAGCUUGGAAUUUUGUGAAAAAGAACUGGAACAAACUGGUGGAAAAAUUCCAACUGGGAUCGUUCAGUAUGAGAAAUAUUAUCAUCGGUACAACAGCGCAGUUCUCAUCUAAAGAGGAGCUUGCUAAUAUCAAGGAUUUUUUUGACUCCGUCAAGGACCAAUCGUCUCAGCUCCGUGUCACUCAGGUGGCUGUUGAAAACGUGGAGAAGAAUAUUCUAUGGUUGGAGAGGAAUUUAGAAACUCUGAGGAUGUGGCUUCAGCAGAGACUGAACUAAAAAGUGAACUUCAAACUGGCAAAUAACAUCCAUUAUAAAAUACAUUUCCACAGGGUUCAGAAAAGCACAGAAGAAUGUAUGAAAAUGUACACAAUUCAGUUUUAUAACCAAUCAGCACAUUAAACAGGAUCUAUUUUUUCACAUUUUAAUGCAGCUUACAAGGUUCGGAUGAGAAGGUUUUGUUAAAUACAUUCAGCAUGGUUUGCUUGGUUUUGUGUUUCAGAGCAAAUGGAAAUAUGAUGAAACAAGUAGGCUUGUGUUGUUGAGUGUGUGAUGUUUUUAUUAGGUUUUCUUAAAAAAGGAGUUGUGAAAUAUUUUGACUCAAAUACAGUUUACUGGUUUCUAAUUUUUCUUUCAUAAAAUGAGAUGGAAAUCUUAA
This is a messenger RNA of Pygocentrus nattereri (red-bellied piranha), 3578 nucleotides long. RefSeq names its product endoplasmic reticulum aminopeptidase 2 (gene erap2). Gene Ontology annotation, cellular component: cytoplasm. The transcript is spliced from 19 exons. Gene Ontology annotation, biological process: peptide catabolic process; proteolysis. Gene Ontology annotation, molecular function: metalloaminopeptidase activity; zinc ion binding; peptide binding. The record is from RefSeq and is a predicted model, not a curated record. The coding region runs from base 254 to 3199 and encodes 981 amino acids. Lineage: Eukaryota; Metazoa; Chordata; Actinopteri; Characiformes; Serrasalmidae.